GCAGACCUGGCACAUUUGGUUUGGACGACAUUUCACAUUUGGUCUACUCUACUACACUCUCUUGGGCCUUGGGAGUGACCAGUCUUCCCACUUCAGACCUAGCAUUCGAUCCUGGUUCGGCGGUGCUAGUGAAUCCUUCUCUAAGCUGGAAUUUGUCCCUCCGGAUUAGGGCAAAGGCAAGAUGGAGGCGUGCUCUGCUGUUCAGGCCUGCUCAGCCUCUCUGGCACCGUGGCGCGGACAGCAGGUGUCGUCUGCUUCUAAGAUCGAGCUCACGACCUCGUUCCUGUCUUCAUAUGCACCCUCCAGGAGCCAUGGUCACAUGGCCGCCAGAAAAGCGGCCAGCAAGGCCCGCCGUGUAGUGUCGCCAUGCGCCAAGGUCCGGGAGAUAUUCAUGCCGGCGCUGAGCUCGACCAUGACGGAGGGCAAGAUCGUCGCCUGGUCGAAGAGCGAAGGCGACCAGCUGUCGAAGGGCGAGAGCGUGGUGGUGGUGGAGUCGGACAAGGCGGACAUGGACGUCGAGACCUUCUACGACGGCAUCCUCGCUGUCAUCCUCGUCGACGAGGGUGAGGUGGCGGCUGUGGGCUCAGCCAUCGCGGUGCUCGCUGAAUCCGAGGACGAGCUCGACGCGGCCAAGGCUGCGGCGGCGAAGCUCAAGGGUUCCUCUGCCCCUGCCGCUGCCGCUCCUGCUGCCGCUGCUCCCGUCGAGGCAUCCGCUCCUCCCCCUCCCCCUCCCCCUCCUCCCGCGCCUGCGGCGCCUGCUCCGGCUGUGGCGGCUCCGGUAGUGUCGCAGCACCCUGCGGCUGAGGGCGGUCGCAUCGUGGCCACUCCCUACGCUAAGAAGCUGGCCAAGGAGCUUAAGGUGAACCUGGCGACGGUUCGCGGAUCAGGGCCGCUGGGUCGCAUUGUUGCUGCUGAUGUCGAAGCUGCUGCUGCCGCCCCCGCAGCAGUUGCUGCCGCCCCCGUUGCCGCCCCCGCUGCUGCUGCUGCUGCUCCGGCAGCUGCGGCUGCUGGGCCAGCGGUGGUGCCUGGGAGCACGGUGGCAUUCAGCGGCAUGCAGGCUGCUGUGGCUCGCAACAUGGAGGCGAGCCUGGCCGUGCCCACGUUCCGCGUGGGCUACACCAUCACCACUGACGCCCUCGACGCGCUCUACAAGCAGAUCAAGGGCAAGGGCGUGACGAUGACGGCGCUGCUGGCCAAGGCGGUGGCCAUGGCGCUGGCGCAGCACCCCACGGUGAACGCCAGCUGCCGCGACGGUGGCAGCUUCGUGUUCGCGCCCAGCAUUAACGUGUGCGUGGCCGUCGCCAUGGAUGGCGGACUCAUCACCCCCGUGCUGCAGGACACUGAUAAGAUGGACAUCUACACUCUGUCAAACAAGUGGCGUGAGCUGGUGCAGAAGGCCAGGGAAAAGAGACUGAGCCCAGCGGAGUACCAAACAGGCACCUUCACUCUCUCCAACCUUGGAAUGUACGGCGUGGAUCGCUUCGACGCCAUUCUGCCUCCUGGCCAGGGAGCUAUCAUGGCUGUUGGUGCAUCUCGCCCCAAGGUUGUUGCUCUGCCCAAUGGCAUGUUUGCUGUGCGGAGGCAGAUGCAGGUGAAUGUGACUGCUGAUCACCGGAUCAUUUAUGGAGCUGAUCUGGCUGCUUUCCUCCAAACGUUGGCCCAAAUUAUCGAGAACCCUAAGGAUCUCACCUUCUAGAGACCCUUCUAAGCACCAUGAACAACUGGUGUGACUAUUACGUACAUUAUUGAUAAGAGUUGAUAUCUCUGUGCUACCAAGCUUUACUAGGCAGCUGUUUGUGGGGAACAUUGCAAGCUAUAAAUUGGAUGUGUUUUGAAUCAUUAUAGAAGUUCUU
Molecule: messenger RNA, 1853 nt
Organism: Closterium sp. NIES-67
Lineage: Eukaryota; Viridiplantae; Streptophyta; Zygnematophyceae; Desmidiales; Closteriaceae
Source: the annotation of a GenBank genome assembly